AUUAGGUAACCCAUGGCAACCGGAAUCCAUUUCUGGCUCCAAAUCGCAACCACACUCUCCAACUCCAGGGCGGUCUCCAUGUGGGGGACCUAAGUGUUACUAGCGGAGGUGCCACAAUCAGUAACAUGCAUCUUGUGGGGUAUGAAUAAAAGAAAAUCGGGGGAGGAGUAAAAAGUUCAGGUGGAUCACGUGACCAGGACAAGAAAAAAUACCAGACUGAAGAAAAGAAUCGUUUGUAUGCAAUCAUUAUGCUGAGAAGUACAUUGGAAGAUAAAAUCCCUCUAGACUGUCUGUAUUCAUCAAUCCACACGUCUAUUAAAGUGGAAAACUUUCACGAUGUUUACUCCAUGGACACAAACCUGCUGGGAAGAGGUAAAUUUGCUGUGGUUCGACGAUGCACAGAGAGAACCACUGGAAGAGAAUUUGCUGCCAAAUUUCUUAAAAAGCGAAGACGAGGGAAAGACUGCAGAGCAGAGAUAAUCCAUGAAAUAGCUGUACUUGAAAUAGCAAAGAUAAAUCCACACAUUGUGGACCUCCAUGAAGUCUAUGAAACUAGCCAUGAAAUUAUCCUAAUUUUAGAAUAUGCUGCAGGUGGAGAAAUAUUUAACCUUUGUGCACCAGACCGAAAUGACAACAUCUCUGAAAGACAAAUAAUUACACUAUUGCGUCAAAUCAUUGAAGGCGUGAAGUUUCUGCAUGAGAACAAUAUUGUUCACCUUGAUCUUAAGCUUCAGAAUAUACUGCUCAGCAGGCUGGAACCUCCAGGUAACAUCAAAAUAGUUGAUUUUGGAAUGUCCCGAAAAAUAGGAAAUUCUGAAAUUCGAGAAAUUAUGGGCACAACUGAAUAUUUAGCUCCGGAGGUACUCAAUUAUGAGCCCAUAACUACCGCAACAGAUAUAUGGAGUAUUGGUGUAAUCUGUUACAUGCUCCUUACUGGGGUAUCACCAUUUGCUGGUGUAGAUAACCAGGAAACCUACUUGAAUAUUUCACAGAUAAAAGUAGAUUACUCAGAAGAAACAUUCACUUCAGGAUCACGGGAAGCUGUGCAUUUUAUAAAGUCCAUACUUGUGAAGAAACCAGAGAACAGAGCCUCCGCUGCAGAUUGUCUGGCUCACCCGUGGCUUCAGCUAACAGAAACAAAUUUGUAUGGUCAUCAAAGACUAUCCAUUUCACAUCCAGAAGAACAUGUAAAUAGGUCAAAUGACUUUAAUUUGAAAAGUAGGUGCAAUAGGAUGAACAAGGAUCGGGGUGAGGACAAAGAGAAUAUACAAGAAGACAAUGUUUCAACCAUUAAGAGAUUUCGGUUGGAUAGUACUCAUCACAAGCACUACUGCAUCUAAGCAUUUUUUUUUUUUUUUAUACUUGAAAGAUGCAUAUUUGUAUAUUCUUUAUUAUUUUUAACUAAAAUUAUUAGACUUA
Molecule: messenger RNA, 1419 nt
Organism: Hyla sarda
Lineage: Eukaryota; Metazoa; Chordata; Amphibia; Anura; Hylidae
Gene: STK17B
Product: serine/threonine kinase 17b
Exons: 8
Coding region: 249-1340 (363 amino acids)
Biological process (GO): positive regulation of apoptotic process; intracellular signal transduction; protein phosphorylation
Cellular component (GO): nucleus
Molecular function (GO): protein serine/threonine kinase activity; ATP binding
Source: RefSeq, a predicted model, not a curated record